AUGCCGCCGCGCCACAGUAAUGCUCCACGUGUUCAUCUUUACCAGGAUCUCUGCCACGCGGCGAGUGCAGACGAGUCAACACUUCCAUUGCAACAUGGCGAGUUGGGUUUGUGGCCCGGGGUGCCGCCCUUCCCGCCGUUCUCCAGAUUCCGGCCACCGCAGCCGCCUACAUCCUCAUUUAGAUUCUCUGCUCUUCGACGCAGCUCACCAGUCUCUCCCCAUGGAACCUCCCAUCUCUGUCCGAUAUUCACUUCCGCUUCUUCAAGAACCCUAUACAGUUUUCUCCACUGCCGCCCUCUCUUCAUCUUUGGAAAACCACCUUUGCUCUUAGCAUCGGCGAAUGAAUCGAGCUCGACAGCCUCCUCAGCUAAGGGAUUCAAGUUUCAAGAAUGGGAUUCUCUGACUGCCAAGUUUGCUGGAGCCGCUAAUGUCCCGUUCCUUCUCCUCCAGCUCCCCCAAAUCAUUCUUAACUAUCGCAAUCUCUUAUCCGGAGACAAGAUCGCGCUCUUCGCCGUCCCUUGGCUGGGGAUGCUCACGGGCUUGUUGGGGAAUCUUUCAUUGUUGUCCUACUUUGCUAAGAAAAGGGAGACGGAGGCGGUAAUCGUCCAAACCCUAGGAGUUUUGUCGACUUACGUCGUCAUCGUGCAGCUUGCCAUGGCUGAGGCCAUGCCCCAGCUGCAGUUCGCGGCGACAUCUGUGGUGGUUGCUUCUGGUCUGGUCAUUAACUUUUUGAAUUACUUUGGUUGGAUUCAUAAAAGGGUUUGGAUGCUCUGGGAAGAUUUCAUUACAGUUGGAGGUCUCUCUGUUCUCCCUCAGGUGAUGUGGUCGACAUUUGUUCCUUUCGUUCCGAAUAGCAUGUUGCCUGGUAUCAUCUCCUUUGCAGUGGCCCUUGUCGCCGUUGUAUUGGCACGUGCUGGAAAACUAUCUGAUAAAGGAACAAAAUUUGUAAGGUCAACAUCUGGCUGGACUGCUACUCUGCUCUUCAUGUGGAUGCCUGUCGCACAAAUGUGGACCAACUAUCUGAAUCCGGAAAACAUCAGAGGCUUAUCAGCUUUCUCAAUGUUGCUUGCAAUGCUUGGAAAUGGCCUAUUGGUUCCACGUGCUCUAUUCAUCCGUGAUUUAAUGUGGUUCACUGGUUCAUCUUGGGGGUCCUUUCUGCAGGGGUGGGGAAAUCUGCUCUGCAUGUUCAUAUUUAACAGCAUUAGCAGGACAUUUUUUCUGGCUUCAACUCUUGGCUACUUUGCUUGGCUAGGAUGGACUUUUUGGAGGGAUUCAGUUGCUUAUGCGCACAACUCACCAAUGAAAUCUUUAAAAGAUCUAAUUUUCAGGCCAUGAAAGAAUUCUUGGUUUUUGAGCCUCUGCUGCUAUUUUCUGCUAGCAUUUCACACCUGCAGCAGCUGAAGGCCAUUCAACAGCAAUCUUUCACAAUUUGCAACGAUUGAUUUUAUUUUGGAGGCAUGUGGUUUCAUUUGAUUUCACGUGCUUACAAAAUGUAUUUUGGAAAAUGAGUUAUUAAAUGAUUGUAAUGUAAUGUUCUUCUGCCCAGAUGUGAUAUUAAUUUGUUACUUGCUCAUUGGCAUCU
Molecule: messenger RNA, 1582 nt
Organism: Phalaenopsis equestris
Lineage: Eukaryota; Viridiplantae; Streptophyta; Magnoliopsida; Asparagales; Orchidaceae
Product: maltose excess protein 1-like, chloroplastic
Exons: 10
Coding region: 1-1335 (444 amino acids)
Cellular component (GO): chloroplast envelope
Molecular function (GO): maltose transmembrane transporter activity
Source: RefSeq, a predicted model, not a curated record